UUCCAUCUGAGAGGUUCCCAAUGUUGAACAUGUCCACCCCCAGCGAGCUGAAGUCAUCCUGCGUGACUCGCAACGGCAUGGUGAAGUUGCCCCCCAGCCAGCCCAAUGGUCUGGGCAGUGCGAGUAUCACCAAGGGGACACCUGCUGCCAAGAACCGUCUGUGCCAGUCCUCCUCGGUACCCUCCAUCCUGCCUCCUCCGCCAUCCUCCCUUCCCUACCACCUCCACCACCACCUGGAAGGCCCUGGCAUGCCCAACUCAGCAGCCUCUCUCUUGGGCUCUGACAUGGAGCAUGGAAAGCCUCUGGUGGGCUUGAAGUCGUCCCUUCGUCAGCUUCCCCCUCUCACUCUACCCAAACCCAUGCUGCUCGAGCGCCAGCAAGUCCUGGAUGAGAAGCUGCUCAACCGAUUGCUCUGGUACUUCACCACAGCUGAAAAAUGUGUACUGGCGCAGGUAUGCAAGACAUGGCGCAAGGUGCUGUACCAGCCCAAGUUCUGGGAGGCUGUGACACCCAUCUUGCAUGCCAAGGAGCUAUAUACCCUGCUGCCCAAUGGGGAGAAGGAGUUUGUCAGUCUGCAGGCCUUCGCCCUGCGUGGCUUCCAGUGUUUUUGCCUAGUGGGCGUCUCAGACCUGGACAUUUGUGAGUUCAUCGACAACUACCCGCUGUCCAAGAAAGGUGUUCGCUCAGUCAGUCUCAAGAGGUCCACCAUCACAGAUGCCGGUUUGGAGGUCAUGUUGGAGCAAAUGCAAGGCCUGAUGCACCUCGAACUGUCGGGCUGCAACGACUUCACUGAGGCUGGCCUGUGGUCCAGUCUGAACGCCCGGCUCACUUCCCUCAGCGUCAGCGACUGCAUCAAUGUGGCGGACGACGCCAUCGCUGCUAUCUCACAGCUCCUGCCCAACCUAUCGGAGUUGAGCCUGCAGGCCUACCACGUCACUGACACGGCCAUGGCCUACUUCACAGCCAAACAGGGCUACACCACCCACACUCUGCGGCUUCACUCAUGCUGGGAAAUCACAAAUCACGGUGUGGUCAACAUGGUGCACAGCCUCCCCAACCUGACUGCCCUCAGCCUCUCCGGCUGCUCCAAGAUCACAGACGAUGGUGUGGAGCUGGUAGCUGAGAACCUGCGUAAGCUCCGCAGCCUGGACCUGUCCUGGUGCCCUCGGAUCACUGACAUGGCCCUGGAGUACAUUGCCUGUGACCUGCAUAAACUGGAAGAACUGGUGUUGGACAGGUGUGUGCGGAUCACAGACACUGGGUUGGGCUACUUGUCCACCAUGUCAUCAUUAAGGAGCCUCUAUCUGCGCUGGUGCUGUCAGGUACAGGAUUUUGGUCUGCAGCAUUUGUUUGGAAUGAGGAGUCUUCGCCUACUGUCCCUAGCAGGUUGCCCCCUGCUGACCACCACCGGCUUGUCAGGCCUGAUCCAGCUGCAGGAGCUGGAGGAGCUGGAGCUGACCAAUUGCCCCGGAGCCACCGCCGAGCUCUUCAAAUAUUACUCGCAGCACCUGCCCCACUGCAUGGUCAUCGAGUAA
Molecule: messenger RNA, 1535 nt
Organism: Perca flavescens (yellow perch)
Lineage: Eukaryota; Metazoa; Chordata; Actinopteri; Perciformes; Percidae
Gene: fbxl16
Product: F-box and leucine-rich repeat protein 16
Exons: 7
Coding region: 21-1535 (504 amino acids)
Biological process (GO): SCF-dependent proteasomal ubiquitin-dependent protein catabolic process
Cellular component (GO): SCF ubiquitin ligase complex
Molecular function (GO): protein binding
Source: RefSeq, a predicted model, not a curated record